Meleagris gallopavo (turkey) is the source of this 4670-nucleotide messenger RNA. Lineage: Eukaryota; Metazoa; Chordata; Aves; Galliformes; Phasianidae. The record is from RefSeq and is a predicted model, not a curated record.
AUGUACAGUGAGCCAUGUUCUGGAGGACAGUACAGGAGAACGGAGCAGCAGUUUGGUAGUGGGCAGGAUGAGGCAGCUGGACUACAAGAAAUUCUGAAGUGGAAUGGAUGGGGAUAUAAUGACUCCAAAUUCAUAUUCAAUAAGAAGGGUCAAGCAGAAUUCACAGGAAAGAGGUACAGAUUAGGUGGUAUGGUAUUACCAACUUUUAAAGAAUGGAUAGAAAAAACCUUUGGAGCAAGUCUGGAGCACAAAACUACCUCUAGAGCAUCUUUAAAUGUUAAUGAUGUACCUCCACCUAUUGUAAAUGAAGAAUUUCUUCAGGAUCUUAGAGCCACUAAAAUCUCAUAUUCACAAGAUGCAGAAGAUAGGGUAUUCAGAGCUCAUGGUCACUGCCUACAUGAGAUAUUUGUACUCAGGGAAGGAAUGUUUAAGCGAAUUCCUGAUAUAGUUGUAUGGCCUGUUUCCCACGAAGAUGUAGUUAAAAUUGUGGAAUUAGCCUGCAAACAUAAUCUCUGCAUAAUACCGUUUGGUGGAGGAACAAGUGUCUCUAGUGCCCUUGAGUGCCCUGAAGAAGAAAAAAGAACAAUUGUCUCUCUGGAUACAUCGCAAAUGAAUCGGAUUCUCUGGAUAGAUGAGAAGAAUUUAACAGCAUGUGUGGAAGCUGGCAUUAUUGGACAAGAUUUGGAAAAACAGCUUUCUGAAAGUGGCUUCUGUACAGGCCAUGAACCAGAUUCCAUGGAGUUCAGCUCACUAGGAGGAUGGGUAGCAACACGAGCAUCAGGCAUGAAGAAAAACAUCUAUGGAAACAUUGAAGAUCUGGUGAUUCAUAUAAAAAUGGUAACUCCCAGAGGAAUAGUUGAAAAAAACUGUCAAGUACCUCGCAUGUCAACAGGACCUGAUAUCCAUCACUUUAUUAUGGGAUCUGAAGGAACUCUGGGAGUGGUUACUGAAGUUACGAUAAAGAUUCGGCCUCUUCCUGAAUACCAGAAAUAUGGCUCUGUGGUCUUCCCCAACUUUGAACGAGGGGUGGCCUGCCUAAGGGAAGUGGCAAAGCAGAGAUGUGCUCCUGCAUCAAUUCGCCUUGUCGACAACGCACAGUUUCAAUUUGGUCACGCUCUUAAACCACAAGUUGCUUCCAUUUUUACAUCAUUUUUGGAUGGACUGAAAAAGUUCUACAUCACAAAGUUCAAAGGAUUUGAUCCCAACAUCCUAUGUGUAGCUACCUUGCUCUUUGAGGGUGACAGAGAGAAGGUUCUUCAGCAUGAAAAACAAGUGUAUGACAUUGCCACCAAGUUUGGAGGCUUGGCAGCUGGAGAAGAUAAUGGACAGAGAGGAUAUAUGCUGACGUUUGUCAUUGCUUACCUUCGGGACCUGGGCCUGGAUUACUAUGUAAUAGGAGAGUCGUUUGAGACAUCUGUUCCUUGGGAUAGGGUUUUAGACCUCUGUAGGAAUGUGAAGGAAAGGAUAGUAAGAGAAUGCAAAGAAAAGGGUGUUCAAUUUGCUCCCUUUUCCACUUGCAGGGUGACACAAACUUACGAUGCAGGUGCAUGUGUCUAUUUCUACUUCGCCUUUAACUACAGAGGGAUUAGUGAUCCUAUUCAUGUCUAUGAAGAAAUUGAGAGGGCUGCUAGAGAAGAAAUACUUGCCAAUGGAGGAAGUCUGUCACAUCACCAUGGAGUAGGCAAAUUGCGGAAGCGCUGGAUGAAGGAGAGUAUCUCUGAUGUUGGCCUGGGAAUGCUGAGAUCUGUUAAAGAAUAUGUGGACCCCAAUAACAUCUUUGGAAACAAAAAUCUUUUAUAAAGCCCUGCACAACAUGGUGUACUGAAACUUCUUCAAAAUUACUGUUGAAAUUCUUCCAUUUUCAUUGUACUGAUAUCCCAGUAAUCAAAUAUAACAUAGCCUAAACUUUAAAACUAGUAUCUUACAUUGAUUUUUGCCAUCCCCUUCUCCCCAAUAAAGUUUAAACAUUGCUGUUAACGUUUAUGGAUUUUUACUUACAAUGCUCUUAAACAACCCACUGGGCAUAAAGUACAUUACCAGCCAGGAAAUGCUAAUUUGAUUUUCCAAGUUUGGCUAGGCAACACAGCUGACAAUAUUUUCAAUGCUGGAUACAGCCAGCUGUUUCUUACUAAAGCAUCCCCCUGCAAGGAGAACAAAGACUGACAACAGUGUUUUCUACAGAAGCAGCUGCUCAACCCAGCCUCUUGCUAAAGGAAAGCUGCUAGGAGACAGAUGAGAUUACACCAAGGAGUACUUCUCUAUGCUGAAGAAUUAGGUAUGUAACAGAUUUGUAACCAGCGAAUACUUAAAGCACAAAUGUAGGCUUUAAUCAAAAAAGACAGUGCCAGUUAAAUUGUUUCUAAAAACUCAGUCUCCCACCUUAAGAACAAUUGUAAAAUUGUAAACAAUUGAGCUGUUCUAAGUUGUAUUUGCAUUGCUGGGAUUAUCUUAAAUUAAUCAUAGGUCAGUCACUGUAAGUUUUGUACAAUCGACAUUUCUCACUGUAUGUUAAUAACAGGUUUGUAACAAAACUUUGCCUUCAUCUGUACUGCAGUCCUAGUGUGUAUGGUUUUGCUCCUGUUUUUGUUUAUUUUGCAGAAAUGCGAAAUAUCUUUUUCAGUAAAAGAAAAAAAAAUUUUGGCUAUUCAAGUGAAACUGCCCAGUGCUGUCUUUUGAAACAGUCUCAAUGGUUUAAUAAAACUGAAGUGGACAUACUAUCAUUCUGAAAGUGAGGUUUCCCUUUUUAGUUUUGUACAGUUUCCUAUGGCCUUUAUGAAUCAUUUAUCUACUUCAGUAGUAGCUGCAACUUUAAUUAUCCAUUUAACUUUAAGAAAAUGAAAUAUUUUCUUGAUCAGUAUGGUAUGCGAGUAAGCAUUUUUACAUUGAAACUUGAAUCUUGAUCAGUAAAACAAACUAAAAGUAUUUGUCAGUACUCAUGACACAACUGUAAGGUGGGUUAUUUUCUUAAAGCAUGUUAUUAACUUUUUUGAUAAUUAAUGUAUAUGAUUGCAUAAGAUGAAAAAAAAAAAACAACCCAUGAACUGGCCUUUGAGGACACAGUCUCUCUAGCCAACUGCUUCACAACGCUGUAGUGUCAGUUUGGACACCUUUUUUUAUUAGUAUUGCCCUUAAUGAGAUGGAAAAAAAAAAAAAAGUAUUGUUUUUAAACUAUUUUAGAAUACUGUUUAAUUAGCUCUUAGUUUUGGUAGUACAAUGAAAAGAAUAGAAAAUGCUCAAAAAACUGCAUAUCAAACAAAACCUUGAACUUGUUUAAAAAUGAAUUUCAAUUCUGUAGUUGAAAUGAUGAAAACCCAAAGAAUAGUUAAAAAUCACUUCAAAAUGCAUGCUGUCAAGAUACUAAAGGAAAACUUUUCAUAAUCUGCAGGACAUGAAAUAGGUGGUUAACACAAUAUUCGUAAUGCAGCUAGAUUUAUUUCUGGUGGUCUAUUUCACAACAGUUUGAUACAGUCUAGUCUUCUUUUUUUGUUCUUGGCCCAGAGUUUGUAUUUCAGCAGCAACCAAAAUAAUAGGUAGAGUUUGUUUUAGGAAACUGUCUUUUCAGAAUGUGGUUAAGUAUUCCUUCAUUUAUAUGUACUCAACGAUGUCUCAGCAAAGUGAAUCUGUUCAUGUUUAUGCAGGGGAAUUCCUCAUCUCACAUACUGCACAAUGGUGGCUACUUGACCACCACUAGAAUCUUGCCAGUGGCUACUAUCACUAACAUAGACCUUUCUAGGAGUUGGUAAAUAUGAAGGGUGUUUUCACCUGUCCCUCAAUGAAAUUAUUUGUCUAGCUAUGAAUAACCAGUUUUGAAGGAAAGCGUGUGAAGCCUUUUUGUAAAAUGAUGGCACAAACAUAGAACAAGUUGUCAUGAUUCAGUAAUACCUGUCAAAAUCUUAAGACUUGAAGUUACUGCUCAGCCCUGACUCUUUAACUUUCUGGCUAUGGCUUUCCCAAUCCUUGCUUUAUUGAAGUUUCACAGGUAAAACUUAUCUAUGCUUUCUAUUUCUAACCUUCAUGUAGCCACUGGCUGUUAUUUAAAAUGCAGUAAAGAUUUUUGCUGCGUAUCGGUUGUCCUAUGGGAAGGUGAAAUAACAUGUUAUAGGAGUCCUAAAGUUAUAUUGUUGCAUAACACUGAGGAGAAGAUGAACUACAACUGUAAUGGAUGUUUUUGCUAAUGACCACCUGAUCGCUAUCUUCCUAAAUAUUUUUUUUAAUCUUAGGAACUGACGAGCUCAGUGAAAUUACAGUUAAAAUAAUAUAGUACUGAUGUCUUUAAUUAUUUCACAUUUAAAUUCCUAUUGAAAAUAGUGAAGCGUCAUACAAGUUCAGGAGCCCAUUUAAAAGAAAUUUUCCCUCUUAGUAUUAAGUCUUCCACCACUCCUUUCCUUCUGUAUUCUCUACUUUCUUGAUGAAGACUUAAUUUCCGCUAGCUGCAGCCUGUUUGGAGUGGAAUCAAAAGUGUAUCUUGGUAUACCACAUAACUUUUUCAUUUGGUUAACUAUUUGGGCUAUAUGUUACAAACAGUUUUAAUUAAGAUUGUCAUGACAUCUUGUUACACAGCUUUGGUUCUCUUGGAAGGAAGAAAGGUGCUGAGUGAGUAUGGCAUGACUACUAGAUCUAUUUACAUUGGGUUAGAGCUUUCUGAAAAUUUUGAAGAGAAUGUCAUAAAA